Molecule: messenger RNA, 318 nt
Organism: Lichtheimia ornata
Lineage: Eukaryota; Fungi; Mucoromycota; Mucoromycetes; Mucorales; Lichtheimiaceae
Exons: 2
Coding region: 1-318 (105 amino acids)
Source: RefSeq, a predicted model, not a curated record
AUGGAUAACAAUGAACUCAAAAUUAUCAUUCCCGUGGUUCUGGGUACGAUAGUCAUAUGCCUGAUAAUGUGUGCUGCUGUUGCCCUAGCCAAAUCACGAAGAACAACAUAUCGCACAGAGCGGAUCGAUAGCUUUAAUGAGAACAUAGAGCAGGGAUCAAGUAAUAGCAGCUGGCUUCGAUCACCAAGAUCACAGCGCUAUAUCCAAAUCCCCGAACCAGCAACAACAAGACCAGCAGAACCAACAGCUGUAAGCGAUCCACCGCCCGCUUAUCAACAAUCCCAACAUGAUGUCCGUGUACAAAUUUCCCCUGCAUGA